Molecule: messenger RNA, 2091 nt
Organism: Phaedon cochleariae (mustard beetle)
Lineage: Eukaryota; Metazoa; Arthropoda; Insecta; Coleoptera; Chrysomelidae
Source: the annotation of a GenBank genome assembly
GGCUAGCGAUUGAGGUUAGAUUUUUGUUUUGUUGUUCUUUUACUUAAAGUUUUAAAUUAUGUUUAAACCAACGAUUUUAGUGGCAUUUUUCGCAUUGCAAGCUUUCUGUGAUACUAAUUUUACAACUAUCAAUCUACCUGAUGAACAUAUGCAGUAUUAUUUCCGAAAUUUUCCUGAAUUGGCACAGCAUUGCUCAAAUGAGGAAAACUGCAAGUACAAAAACCAAUUGAAUUCCAGCAAAUGUUGGGGCUACGAAUUUGACUGCAAAUGGGAAGACCAAUACUCGAUUCCACAUUGUCCAGGAGACCACAAGGGUUGGGUAAGCAGCAAAUUCGCCCAGAAAUCCACAUUCCAUACCCAAGCUGACUUUGGGUACAUCAAACAGCAACUAGGAGAGAUGAAGGUACUUUGUGAACCCUUAUUUGCCACAGACAGUUCCUUAGAAUGCUCUGAUCAUCUCAGGUUCUGUAGAGGCAGGAAUAUUAUGAUGAAUUUCAGUAAACUGGCUAGUAGAGAAGACCCCAUCAGAUACAAAAUGGAUGUACUGGGUGAGGGAGACAUAGGGGGCUACUGUGAACUGCACAAAAAUGUGCUGGAUGAGCAGGCUGAUCAUAUCAGUCCAUUGCAAAGCUGGGGCCCUGAGGUGAGGUUUUUCAGCAGGCUGAAUCAGAGGCCUAUAAGGGAAGGACUCUGUGAUGUGGUGGUAGAGGAACCUACUUUUAUUGUCAAAAUUGAUGCUACAGUCAAUAUGUACCACCAUUUCUGCGACUUCCUCAACUUGUACGCCUCGCUACACUUGAAUUCUACCCACCCUUCCACUUUCUCCACUGACGUUCGCGUCCUAGUGUGGGAAUCAUUCACUUACCGCUCGGCCUUCUCCGACACGUGGCAGGCUUUCACCGACCACCCGCUGUGGGACCUGAAGACGGUCGCCGGUCGGACGGUGUGCUUCCGAAACGUCGUGUUGCCGCUGUUGCCGCGCAUGAUCUUCGGACUGUAUUACAACACGCCGAUUAUCUACGGGUGCGAGAAGAGCGGGUUGUUCGACGCCUUUUCCAAGCAUAUUUUGCACAGAUUGCAAGUACCACUGCACCCACGUACCGCCAAAAAAAUCGUGAUAACUUUCCUGUCGAGGAACACGAAAUACCGUAAAAUACUGAACGAGGACGAGUUAGUAGCCACCCUCGAAAAUAACAGCAAUUACGAGGUCAGAAGGGUGGUGUACGACAAAAACAUUCCGUUCAAAAAACAAUUGGAGAUAACGAGAAAUUCUGACGUUUUCAUCGGUAUCCAUGGGGCAGGGUUGACACAUUUGCUGUUUCUGCCGGAGUGGGCGGUGCUUUUCGAACUAUACAAUUGUGAAGAUAGCAAUUGCUAUUUCGAUUUGGCACGACUGAAAGGAGUGAAAUAUCUCACUUGGGAGGAUGACACAAAAUUGGAACGGUUUGAAGAGGGUGGAUAUGAAGGUGGAGCUCAUGCCAAAUUUGCAAAUUAUGUGUUCGAUAAAGAGGAGUUUCUGAGGAUUGUCGAAAAGGCAGUACAGUAUGUUAGGAAUCAUACACAGUUCGAAAAACUCGUAGAUAGAGUAUUGAAAGCACCCAGUCAUGAGGAAUUUUAAUGCCAAUUGGCUGGAAACAAUCGCUACUGUUACUCUGGAAUUUGAAAAUUAUUUUUUUCUCAAACUGAAACAUUUUAUUGAUGUCUCUUUUCAGUAUUGAUCAAAUUGGAAUUAACCCCUAUUAACGUUGAUAUAUUUUUCAAUAUAGCUAUUAAUGAUAAGGGACAAAGGCAUACAAAUAUCAAAAAUACUUAAUAAAUCAUUGAAUCAUUUACGAAAAAUUGAAGUAAACUGUCUGAAAAAUAAGACCAAUGAGUACUCAGAAUAAUAAUGGUGCAUCCAUUACAAUGAAGAAUCUGUAGCAAUCUGUGAUAUUUUAAUAUAGGAAUAUAUUUAGUUUUUCGUAAUUUUUAUGACAUUGAAGAUGAUGCUUCUUCCACAUGUUCUUCGAAAUUUGCAACUUCAAAGUUUUUGUAUACUCAUAAUUAUCUAAUUGACAUAUCAAUUUUACUAAUAAAAAGUACAUUUGAAAU